GCCAUUUUUAAAUUCCUGGAAUGCCGAGUGUGCCUUGAAAAAUAGACGAAACGCAUGAAAGAUAAUUUGAUUAAGGUUGUAUUCACAGAUGGCAGCAGAAUGAUUAUAUUCUGAUAGAAGCAUCCGUUCGAUUGUAUCAUGGAGUCCGUGAAGAAUGUAAGUAGUGGAUAUAUUAUAUAUCCAAUAGCAGUUACUCGGUGCCUCAGUAUAGCUCAGUCGUGCUGGUAAACGUGACGAGGAAAGACGUGCGAAAACUGGUUAGGAUCGAGGUAGAACAUAAAAAGACGUGAUCGUUGUUAAACUUGUUUAGCAAAAAUGAAUAAUUGGAAUUGGAGUUACUUACGGCCGUUAUUUCAGUGGUGAAUGCUCGGAACUUGAAUGCUUUAGCCUGAAGGAAGAGACUAAGGGCUCGUGUUGAUCACGAGUGAAUUUAUAUAUAUUUAUACAUAUAUAUAUACAUACUCCUACGCGUAGACACGACCGACGUAAGUCGGAAAGAAAAAAAUUUACAAUGCGUCCAAGAGUUUCUGUGAAUUUCAGAAGGACACACGACCUUUCACGGAUUCUUAUGACGAUUUUGUAUUUAACUUUCAUUCUCCUUGUGACGGGGCAAAUUGUUAACGGACAUGAAAAAAAAAAAUUCAUUAUCUUGACAAUAUUAGUAAAAUAAAAGAUUUUGCUACAUCCGCCAAUUUCCCCGCAUCCGGCAUAAAUAAGUGUUCCUGUGGACUGCGUCACUCAAAAUCAAAUCUGAAAUUUACCAGGAAGUCUCCUUAGCGGAAAUUAUGCUAUCGUCGUCAAAAUUAGUAAGAAACGAAUACGUCGAGGGCAGCUGUACAACCCCCAAGUAUAAGCCCGGGACGUGCAUCAAUAUAAAAGAAUGCGAAGCGCUUAUAAAUAUCUUAAAACAAGCCAGACCUCUUCCUCAGGAUUCUCUGGACUUGCUUAGGAGGUCACAAUGCGGUUUUGAGGGAAAGGAUCCGAAGGUCUGCUGUGAAACGGAGAUUUCAACGCCGGUAACUACUGAACAAACAGUAGAAGAACGUCCAACAGUGAUACCAGAUCCACCAGAUGUGACUAAACACCCGAAUCUCCGUCUACUGAACAAUGACAUAUGUGGUCCAGUGACUCAGCAGAAGAUUUUUGGUGGUAACAAGACCGGUGUCUUUGAUUUCCCCUGGAUGGCACUGAUAGCUUACAACACCGGAGCGAAGAAUCCAGAAUUUCGAUGUGGAGGUUCAAUCAUCAACAAACGUUACGUCUUGACAGCUGCGCAUUGUGUGACCUUAUUACCAGCAGGUCUAACUCUUAUCGGAGUCCGUCUAGGUGAACACGAUCUUAGCACAGAACGUGACUGCGACAAGGAUGAAAAUGGCCUAGAAGUAGUUUGCGCUGAAAGAUACCAAGAUUUCCGUAUAGAGAGCGUGCAUCAUCAUCCUGAUUACUCCAGGACUAAAUUGCACAACGACAUAGCCCUUAUCAGGCUCAGUGGCGACGCUGACUUCCGCCCUGAAAGUGUCAGACCAAUUUGCCUGCCAAUAGGUACUGCUUCACGAAUAACUCAUAAGAAGGUAACUGUGACCGGAUGGGGCGCGACUGAGUAUGGCCCAAGAAGUCAGGAUCUUCUUAUGGUGCAAUUGGCUCUCGUUGACAACAACGAAUGCGCUGAGAUUUACAAAAAGAGUACUAAAAUCUGGUACAAGCAGAUGUGCGCCGGCGGAACUAAUCAGAUGGAUUCUUGUCACGGUGACAGUGGGGGACCACUUCAGUCCCCUGGCAUUUAUUAUGGUCAAAUUAGAAAUAUACAAUAUGGCGUAGUGAGCUUUGGACUGAGAAAUUGUGGCACUGGAGGUUUUCCUGGCGUUUAUACUACUAUUUCUUAUUACUUGGAUUGGAUAUUGGACAUCAUUAAGGAAUAACUAUUUAUACCUGUAAUGGCAAUUGCUGAGCAAGCUUGAUUAUACGUAAUACUACUUGGGGUACUGUUUAAUAUUUUAAAUAACGGCAUACUCUAAUAGUAUUACAUACUAAGCGAUAUAUCACUGAUAACCGCAAUUAGGUAAACAAGAUGGCAGCUUUAAAUCAAACUCUCAUUGACCUUAUCUUUAAUAUUUCCUGGAAGGGGUACUGUACUAUGGCCAUCUGGAUAUUCAAUAUUUAAAGGGGGCAGGGUUGCCUGUAUAAAGGAUCUGCGUAGACUUUGUGUUACUGACAAUUCAAAUAGUCUUUGAGCUUAUAAUUACAAAUAUAGAAUUACCAUACAUUCUCAUAUAUGUAUACCUAGUGAGAUCACUCACUCACAUUAUUUUUUAGUGAUAAAAUGUAAGUUUGCUAUCUACUGUCAUGGCCGACGAUGUUCUUUAUAAAGAUUUUAAAGCACUGACUUAUUCAGGUACCAGUGAUUCGCUUAAUAUUGAGUAUCAUAACUGUCAAUUUAUCAAUUUAUUCUUUUUCCAACUUUACUAAUAAGAAUGUUUUAUACGAAUUUGGAGACACUAUGUGAUACGAAUAAGGAUGGGAUAUUCUUUUAUAAAUUACUUUUUUUAAAGCUUUUUCUGACAAUACGCCAAUACGAUCAUUAUUAUACAAGACAAUUAUAUUUUGUAAUACCUUUUUUUUACAAUAAUAUCAAUAAAAAGCUGUUUUAUAAU
Molecule: messenger RNA, 2651 nt
Organism: Cephus cinctus (wheat stem sawfly)
Lineage: Eukaryota; Metazoa; Arthropoda; Insecta; Hymenoptera; Cephidae
Product: melanization protease 1
Exons: 6
Coding region: 786-1919 (377 amino acids)
Biological process (GO): proteolysis
Molecular function (GO): serine-type endopeptidase activity
Source: RefSeq, a predicted model, not a curated record